GUUGACUGUCCCUUUAAACAGGAGAAAGAAAAAAGCUUCUGAACCGGCUUUUGCGCGUGCGUAGCAAUAUAAUGGUCGUCGAGGCAAUACUGGAGUAUAGAGCGCAUUCCUAAAGAACAAUAGACACUGUCACCCAUCCCAAACAGACCAGAAGUAGUCAUGGGGAGUGUGUUCUUGCCGUCGGACCUCGCCAACACAGUGCUGAGGCGUUUGCGCAGGGACAACGGCUACCUGUUAGAGGAGAUCCGUCAGGGCAACAUCCAGAGAGAGUGCAGAGAGGAGAUCUGCACCUACGAGGAAGCCAGGGAGGCCUUUGAGAACGAUGAGAAAACUCAACGGUUCUGGGAGGAGUAUGUGCGGGAGAGCAGUGGCGGGCAGCAGUUGGAGGGCAGAGUCCACUCCCUCUACCUGAUCCUCCCCUUGCUCCUGGUGCUCCUGAUCUCCGGCGUGGCCAUCACUGUGUGGCGCUGCCACUCCCGCAAGCGCUCGGAACGCAACCCCGCCCUGGGCCACUCCCACCGGGACCCUACCCUAUCGUUGGUCUCCAUGGACCGGUGGGGGCGGGACCUCCACGACCACUCGGAGCUCAGCGUCAACAGCAGCCCCGCCGACCCGGGCUCGGAGGUCACGCCGGCGAGGGGAGGCAGAGGAGACCCGCCCCCGUCUUACGACGAGGCGGUCGGGCACACAGAUGUGCACAUAGAGACAGAGCCGCCUCCUCAAUAUGAGGACAUCAUUGGCCAUGGGAAGUGAAGUGACCCCCCCCCCACCCCCUGUCUCAACCGGCCCCCAUCCAGCUAGAUCAAGGGUGUCAAACUCAUUCCAUGGAGGGCCGUCUGUCUGCUGAUGUUUGUUUUUUUUCUUCUCAAUUCAGACCAGCUGAGGGGAGGUACUAACUAAUCAAUGACCUUCAUUCGUCAGUCAGGUCCAAGGGAGGAGGGAAAACCUCGGUGGAAGGGAGGAGGGAAAACCUCGGUGGCAGGGAGGAGGGAAAACCUCGGUGGCAGGGAGGAGGGAAAACCUUGGUGGAAUAAGUUUGACACAUGAGCUUAGAUCCUCCUGCCCGGUCUCACCCUCCUGCUCACCUCCCUCUAACUGUUAUGUUACUACACUAACACAGAGAUGUUGGAUGCAAUAACGUUGAUUCUUGCACUGACCAUCGGAUAGGGGUGGAGUGAUGGUGAAGAUGAUACCAAAUGUUUGAUUUUGCUAUACCCAAAUGUACAGUUAUUUAACCAUACUGCCAUACAUCAGUGAUGUUAUGAGUACGCUGGAGGUUUGGGGCUUGAUGAAUGGUGUAAAGUAAAAAAAGAACUGUUCUGAUUUCCAUACUUCUAAAAAAGGAGAGAAAUGUAUCAAAUCUGAUAACUAAAGUUAUUUUCAAAACAUGAACAUUUAAAAAGUAUUAUUUCAAGCUGUGCUUUCUGAUCUGUGUGUGUGUAUGUAUGUAUAUGUAUGUAUAUGUGUGUAUGUAUGUAUAUGUGUGUGUAUGUAUGUGUAUGUAUAUAUGUAUGUGUGUAUAUGUGUAUAUGUAUAUGUGUGUAUAUGUAUGUAUAUGUGUAUAUAUAUAUAUAUAUAUUGUGUGUAUUUUGUUUUGAAUGUUUGGGGAGUGAAUUGUGAUUUUUUUUUUUUUGUAAUUUGUACACAUAGACUUGGAUGGAUCUAUCCCAGCGUCAUAUGAAUUAGUCAGGGACAGUCAAUAUUCUUAGACCAUAUUCCCUAAGGGUGCAUCCCAAAUGUUACCCUAUUCCCUAUGUAGUGUACUAAUUUUGACUCGUCCAUAUGGGUAUUAGUGCACUAAAUAGGGCAUAGUGUCUCUGUGUGGCACUAUGGGAGCUGUGCUGGCAUGGAGCGCAGCGUGACCUGCGAGGGGACAGGAAGCUACAGACAAUUAUCCAUUUUCUCUCUUUGGGCUACAUACAGUAUUAAAUGUCACUACGCACAGUGUAUGUGUGUGAGAGCGCAUUUUUCUUUUACUGCGGAUAUCAGCACCGACUACAUUGAUAAUAAUGGUGUGAAUAACAUGAGGUGUGUGACUGAAGGCACUUUGUGUUGUGGCAGUUGGUUUGGUUCUAUUCAGCACUACCAAUAAUGUCGUCAGCUUUUGGGCGACUGUAUAUUUUACAUGCCAAUUAUGCAGCUGGGGGACUAAAUGUAGACAUCCUAAACACUAAAUAUCUGUGUAAUAUUCAUUAUUAUUAGUGAUAUUGAUACAUGUAAUAUGACGGUGGCCCUGUAAACACUUAUUUCUUGAGACAAUGUAGUUUGACCGGGGUUCAAUCUUAUCCGCGUUGACAUUUUAACAGUAAUUUCCGAUUGUGCCGACAUUGCAACGUGUACUGUUAAUGCGAUCUCAGCAAACGGUGGGAACAUUGCCUUUGGGGCGGCAGGGUAGCCUAGUGGUUAGAGCGUUGGACUAGUAACCGGAAGGUUGCAAGUUCAAACCCCCGAGUUGACGAGGUACAAAUCUGUCGUUCUGCCCCUGAACAGGCAGUUAACCCACUGUUCCUAGGCUGUCAUUGAAAAUAAGAAUUUGUUCUUAACUGACUUGCCUGGUUAAAUAAAGGUAAAAUAAAAUAAAAAGGCGUAUUGUGGACAGCACUCUACGUAUUGAAGUACGGCCUUUGUCUGCACAACAAUGUUUACACCGUAAUUGUGCCGUGUCUCUACAAAAAUAAUCACACAGCGUUGAGAUCUUUUUGCGUUGCAUCACAACCAUUGUGCCAAAUGUGUUAUACAUCAGUUGUAGGACUUGAGUGUGCACGGGGCCUGUGUAAUCUGUACACUGCAGAUGUAUUUUGUUGACCUGUGGAACUGCAGCACUUAUCUCUAUGCUAUAUGACCUGUGAUUGGGAUGUGCUGGUUGAGGUAGACAUUUUGGUUGGGUUUAUGGCCCUGUCCAGAAAUGGCCCCUACCCUUUUAAUCAGGGCUCAGGAGAGAGAACAGGGUUGGAGUGAGAACCUACAGGAGGGUAGCUCUCCAGGAACAGGGUUGGAGUGAAAACCUACAGGAGGGUAGCUCUCCAGGUUGACAGAUAAGUUUACUUCAUUUCAUGCAAUUCUAUUCAUUUUGCCAUGGGGUAGUUUAACAGCAAAUGUUCUGCAAUUUGGCACAUUUUGCAUUAGGGUGGAGAGAUUUUUUGUUGUAGCAGUUUUUAAUAUCUGAUUGAGAUUAACAAAAUCAAUAGGGGCCCCCGGUUUAUAAUUUUACCAUAAUAAAAGGUUUAGAUAGCUGGCCACUAAAACAAGCUAUCUAAAAAUGUUUAGCUGACAUGAGCUAAUUGAAUGACUUGACAUAAGAGAAACUGCUGAUGCACAUCCACAUUUGGAAAUUGCAAUUUGUGUAUUCUAUUCUAACUCUCAACAGUAGUAAGUUGAUACCCUGACAGUUCCUAUUAUUAUUAUUAUUAUUAUAUUAUUGAUCUGAUGGCCUUCGAAAGGGUGGCCGUCAGUUGCCCAGCCCCAUGCUAAAGCAAUAUGGUGAUAGUUCCACCUUUCCCUCUGAUAGGCUAAGUGGAAUAGUUGCUAUUUUGCUUACAUCUGUCCAAUCAUUUCAGAUCUUUUAAGUGUACACAUAGGUGGUAGAAGAUGAGUUUCUGGACAUGACCUAUUAUUGUACUGUUACCUUUUGAAAUUCUGUUUUUACAAUGCCUUAAGCAAAUACAUUCAUGUAAAUAUAUGGUAAACCUUUGGAUAUGUACUGAGCUUGAAUUAAUUUGUAAUAAAAUACUUUCAAAUGUGUGGA
Oncorhynchus kisutch (coho salmon) is the source of this 3745-nucleotide messenger RNA. Its product is annotated as transmembrane gamma-carboxyglutamic acid protein 1-like. The coding region runs from base 160 to 753 and encodes 197 amino acids. Gene Ontology annotation, cellular component: extracellular region. The record is from RefSeq and is a predicted model, not a curated record. The transcript has 4 exons. NCBI's taxonomy places the organism in Eukaryota, Metazoa, Chordata, Actinopteri, Salmoniformes, Salmonidae. Gene Ontology annotation, molecular function: calcium ion binding.